Molecule: messenger RNA, 676 nt
Organism: Argentina anserina (silverweed cinquefoil)
Lineage: Eukaryota; Viridiplantae; Streptophyta; Magnoliopsida; Rosales; Rosaceae
Product: 40S ribosomal protein S23-like
Exons: 4
Coding region: 89-517 (142 amino acids)
Biological process (GO): translation
Cellular component (GO): ribosome; cytosolic small ribosomal subunit
Molecular function (GO): structural constituent of ribosome
Source: RefSeq, a predicted model, not a curated record
CACUAGGGUUUCAUUCGUCGCUCUCCUGCCGCGCCGAAGCUUUCAACUUCCCCAGUCGUAGCUCGAGGCCUCUUCGCGUUCUUCAAUCAUGGGGAAAACACGUGGAAUGGGAGCAGCUCGCAAGCUGAAGAACCACCGUAGAAGGCAAAGGUGGGCUGACAAGUCAUACAAGAAGUCGCAUCUUGGAAACGGGUGGAAGAAGCCAUUUGCCGGAUCUUCCCAUGCUAAAGGCAUUGUCCUGGAGAAGAUUGGUAUUGAGGCUAAGCAGCCUAACUCUGCCAUUAGAAAGUGUGCCAGAGUUCAGCUCAUCAAGAAUGGAAAGAAGAUUGCUGCCUUUGUGCCCAAUGAUGGUUGCUUGAACUACAUUGAGGAGAAUGACGAGGUGUUGAUUGCCGGAUUUGGACGGAAGGGUCAUGCUGUUGGUGAUAUUCCCGGAGUUAGGUUCAAGGUUGUGAAGGUCUCAGGUGUGUCACUCUUGGCCCUCUUCAAAGAGAAGAAAGAGAAGCCAAGAUCUUAAGUGAUUUUUCAUCUGCUCUGUUACAAACAUGUUUUGGUCUUAGAUACAAUUUGUGAUCACUUUUAAGACCAUGCUUGGUAAUCAGAUGCGUUUGUUUAAUUCCUUGAAAUUUCCAUGGAUGCUUAGGUUCUUAAUCUAUUCUGUAAUGUUGUACUCUUA